UCCCCCCCUUCCUAAUUCUGCGUGUGCGCGCUCGAGGCAGGCGUCUGCGCAGUGGAUGCUCCUGGCUCCGCGCCGUUAGCCGCUAUAUGCUAGGAAUAACGUUAGAGCGGUUGCCGCGAUCAGAGUGCCACGGAUGACGUAGCCUUCCCAAGGAUUCAUCAGCUACGUAGAAAAUGAGCUUAACAUCCUGGUUUUUGGUGAGCAGUGGAGGCACCCGCCACAGGUUGCCACGAGAGAUGAUUUUUGUUGGAAGAGAUGACUGUGAGCUGAUGUUGCAGUCACGUAGUGUGGACAAGCAGCAUGCUGUAGUUAACUAUGAUUCCUCAACUGAUGAGCACUUGGUGAAAGAUUUAGGCAGUCUAAAUGGGACAUUCGUGAACGAUGUGAGGAUUCCUGAACAGACAUACAGAACCUUAAAACUUGAUGAUAAACUGAGAUUUGGUUAUGAUACUAAUCUUUUUACUGUAGUCAGAGGAGAAUUGAGAGUCCCUGAAGAAGCACUUAAGCAUGAGAAGUUUACAAGUCAGCUUCAGUUAUCCCAAAAAUCCUCAGAGGCAGAGGGUUCUAAGUCAACCGGUGCCAAAACUGUGGAGCAAAAAGUACAAGAUGCCAUUGCCGAAGUACACCACAAAGCUGUGGAGACACUAAAAUCUGAAGAUAAAUCUACAGAUCUUUCUGCCAUGCCUCGGGGCACACCUUUAUAUGGGCAACCAUCAUGGUGGGGUGAUGAUGAAACUGAAGAACAAAAUGGCUGCAAACAAGAUAGUAAACCUGAAGAGAAAAUACAAGAAACUGGAGUUUCAGGAUGCAGCACAGAUGGCAAGCAAGCUGAGGAGCAAUCUGCAGCUGCAAGCGAAGAAGAGACUUAUCCUUUUUGUAGGGAGCCAAGUUAUUUUGAAAUCCCUACAAAGGAAUUCCAGCAACAUUCACAAAUGGCAGAGGGUACUGUUCAUGAGAUUCCAACAAAAGACACACACAUAGCAGGGGCAGGGCAUGCUUCAUUUACUAUUGAAUUUGAUGACAGCACCCCAGGAAAAGUAACCAUCAAAGAUCAUGUCACAAAAUUCACUCCAGAUCAGCGCCACAAGCCUAAGAAGCCUUCUCCUGGCAGUCAGGAUCUUCCUGGGCUUCAAUCUGUGAUGAUGGCACCAGAGAGUAAAGUGGCAAACUGGUUAGCACAAAACAAUCCCCCAACAAUGCUCUGGGAAUCAACAGAGGAAGAUUCAAAAAGUAUUAAGAGUGAUGUUCCAGUCUACUUGAAAAGACUGAAAGGAAAUAAACAUGAUGAUGGAACACAGAGUGAUUCAGAAAAUGCCGGAGCACACAAACAUUACGGCAAGCGAUCAGUGCUUGAAGAACAGUUAAGGCAUCAUUAUACUGAACAAAAAAAGCAGUAUGCAAAAGCCCAGGAGGCAGGAAAACACUCAGACCAACCUGCUUUAAGUCAGACUGCUUUUAUGAUUGAAUUUUUUGAUGAAGGCCACCCCCGAAAGAGGCGAUCUCAUUCCUUUUCUCAAAAUGUGGGAGCUUUGUGCCCUGAAAUGCCUCCUCCAUCGUCUCAUACAAAAACUGAAAAAGUGAGACCUGCAGCGAGUGACUCUAAAGGCAAUCAGUUACCUUUGCAGCAGCAAAGACCCGGACAGGCCAAACUUUUAAAGCAAAAAUCAGAAGAACCUUCGUCUGCAUUGCCUUUCUUACAGACUGCGUUGUUAAGAAGUUCUGGAAGCCUUGGGCAUAGACCAAGUCCAGGUGACGAUAUGGAGAAAAAGUUAAAAAGUCAGCUAGGAGCAGUAACUUUUGAAAAGGAUGAUGAUGACCAGAGUGAUAAAGGUACUUACACCAUUGAGCUGGAAAACCCCAAUGCUGAGGAAGUGGAAGCUCGCAAAAUGAUUGAUAAGGUUUUUGGAGUGGAUGAAAGCCAGGAUUAUAAUAGGCCUGUUACCAACGAAAGCCAGAAAGAUUUAGUAAGAGAUUGGGCUAUAAAUUCUGCUACAAUAGUGCUGGAAGAAAAAAGACAACUGAGUACCACUGGAUUUCUUGACACAGAGGAACGCUCUGGUACAUCUGGAAGCAAACGCUGGGUGUCGCAGUGGGCCAGUCUGGCUGCUAACCAUACAAAACCUGAUGAAAACGAAUUGCGUGUAGAAUCAUCCGCUUCUCUAGAAAAUGAUGCUGACAUCAGUGAAUCUGGAAUAUCUGUUAAAAGUGCUGGCUCAGUUACCUCUUUGACGAGCCUAGGAGAUCGAAAAAGAAGAACACUACCUCAAUUGCCUAAAGAGGAAAAUGUUACAGAAGGCCAAAAAACGAAGGUUACAACUCAUCAGAGAUCGGAGAUAGGAGAAAAGCAAGACACUGAGCUUCAAGAAAAAGAAACUCCUACCCAUAUCCAAAAAGAAAUAGGACAGGAUAUUGAGACAAGUCUGACUAAAACUGGAAGAGUAGUGAAUGGCCUUUCUCCUAAAGGUGAUAAGACAUUUUUUCAUUCCAAUGGUGGUUCUUCCUCUGGGCAGGAGAGAAGUGAAAAUGGCCAGGAAACAUCAAUGGUAAGGCAAGCUUUAGCUAAAAUGCAACAGCAAGAGCAAAGUGAACUAGCACACUGGAUCCCCACUAAAUUGUCUUCAGCAAAAUCUUCAAAUCAGUUUGAAAAAGUGAGAGAGGAGAUUUCAGCUUCCAGUAAAAUAGGCAAUAAAGAAAAAACAUCAGGACGUGGUGCAGGCAAAACUGAAAUAAAAGUGGCACAAAAUGAAGGGAAAAGGAGAAAAGCUGAUGAAACUACAAGAAGUCAAAUUACAAAAGGAUUUGGUGGUGAUAAAAAAGAAUCAUCGAAGCCAUUAGUGAGACAAGGCAGUUUUACUAUAGAUAAACCAAGCUCAAAUAUACCAAUAGAGCUAAUCCCUCAUAUUAAUAAACAAACUGGAAGUACUCCACCAUCUUUGUCUUUAACAACCACAAGUAGAAUAUCUGAAAAAAGUGACUCUGUGGAAACAGAUUCUAGUCUAGAUACUACACUUAUUUUAAAAGAUACAGAAGCUGUAAUGGCUUUUCUUGAAGCUAAGCUGCGUGAAGAAAACAAAACAGAUGAAGGACCUGAAACUCCCAGCUAUAACAGAGAUAAUUCCAUUUCACCUGAAUCAGAUGUGGAUACUGCUAGUACAAUUAGUCUAGUUACUGGUGAUAGUGAAAGAAAAUCAACACAGAAACGCAAAAGCUUUACUACCCUCUACAAAGAUAGGUGUUCCACUGGUUCACCUUCUAAGGAUGUUUUGAAAUCAUCUUCUACAAGCACGAGAGAUAAAAUUGAAAAGAGAACAAAAGGUCGUUCUUCUGAUGCUACUUCUAGAGGUGAUGCACGCAAGAUUGUGCAGAACAGUAGCAGAAUAAGGCAGCCUUCAGUAGAUUUAACAGAUGAUGACCAAACUUCUAGUGUACCUCAUUCUGCUAUUUCUGAUAUCUUAUCUUCUGACCAGGAGACCUGCUCUGGUAAAUCACAUGGAAGGACUCCUUUUACCUCAGCAGAUGAACAUUUGCAUUCCAAAACAGAAGGUGUUAAGUCAGCUAAAUUGAAGACUUCUUCUGCAUCAGCUGGGCAGACCAGUAAGUCAACCACCUUACCAAGGCCUCGCCCUACAAGGACUUCUCUCUUGCGUAGAGCAAGACUUGGUGAAGUUUCGGAUAGCGAGCUUGCAGAUGCAGAUAAAGCAUCAGUAGCUUCUGAAGUAUCAACUACAAGUUCUACAUCCAAGCCCCCAUCAGGAAGAAGAAAUAUCUCCAGAAUUGACUUACUUGCCCAGCCACGCAGGAAUAGACUUGGUUCUUUAUCAGCACGUAGCGACUCUGAAGCAACAAUGAGUAGAAGCACUACAUCAUCUCGCACUCCAGAAGCCCUAAUUAGAAGUGGCGUUAGACUAACACCUCCAGCAGAUGGUACUAAAGUUCCUCCUAGAGUUAGAGCAAAUAGCAUUUCUCGACUAUCGGACUCCAAAGCCAAAUCUUUGACUUCAACCCAUAAUUCUGCAUCAGUAAAUUCAAGAUGGAGGCGCUUUCCUACAGAUUAUGCUUCCACCUCAGAAGAUGAAUUUGGAUCAAACCGUAACUCUCCUAAACAUGCCCGUCUACGUACUUCUCCAGCCCUGAAAACUACUCGAUUGCAGAGCAUUGGAACUCCAACCCAAGCUAGCAAUAUCUUCAAACAUAGAAUAAAGGAACAAGAAGACUACAUCCGCGAUUGGACUGCUCAUCGAGAAGAAAUAGCAAGGAUCAGUCAGGACCUGGCUCUGAUCGCACGGGAAAUCAAUGAUGUAGCAGGAGAGAUAGAUUCGGUGACUUCAUCAGGCACUGCUCCCAGUACCACAGUAAGCACUGCUGCCACCACCCCUGGCUCUGCCAUAGACACUAGAGAAGAGGUAGGAGAUCUUCAUGGAGAAAUGCAUAAGCUAGUUGACCGUGUAUUUGAUGAAAGUCUAAACUUCAGGAAGAUUCCUCCAGUAGUAAAUGCUAAAGCGCCCAAUGGGAACAAUCGGCCCAACGAUUCUAAACCACAGCCUACAGAUCUUCCUGAACCCCCAACAAUUACUCGCCGACGAACCUGGAGCAGGGAUGAAGUUAUGGGAGACACCUUGCUGUUGUCUUCAGUAUUCCAGUUUUCUCGGAAAAUUAGACAAUCCAUAGAUAAAACAGCUGGCAAAAUCAGAAUACUGUUUAAGGACAAAGACCUGAACUGGGAAGACAUUGAAAAGAAACUGCGAGCUGAAAGUGAGGUUCCAAUUGUGAAAACGUCAAGCAUGGAAAUAUCAUCGAUAUUACAAGAACUGAAGAGAGUGGAAAAACAACUACAAGUGAUCAAUUCAAUGAUUGACCCUGAUGGAACAUUAGAUGCUCUGAGCAAUUUGGGAUUUGCUAACCCAGUUCAAGCCACUCAACCUAAGCAGAAGCCAAGCCCUGUUUCUCAAAGUGUUCAUCCUCAGACACAACAAAACUGCCAACCAGAAGCAAGGGCUGUUCGACCAGCCAUUGUGACUGCUUCAAGUGAACUUGGCAGUGUUGAAUCUGAGCACGAUUUCAGCAUACAUUUUAACAGAUUCAACCCUGAUGGAGAGGAAGAAGACCCAGCUUUGCGUGAAUGACAUAAAUGUUGUCAGUACCUUUUAGUAUUGAAUGUGUAGCAUUCUUUUUGAGUCAUAGAGUUGUUCAUUCAAGAGUUUAAAAGCUUGGUAAAAAUUGCCAUUGCUUUGUUAUACCAACUAUUUAACUGUGAUGUAUUGGAUGUCACACAUCUCUUGAGGUAAACAUGGGAACCAACAGAGGAAAAGCAGUUUGUGAUGAUUUUGUGGGCUAUGUAACCAUUUAUUUUUGCAUUUGUCCUCCAUAUAGUUUACUUAGCUUAAACAGACUGUUAAAGGGACAUAGGCAGGUGCAGCUCUAGCAUUAUUAAACUCCUAAAUCUCCUGUGUCAAGUUGGUAUGUAACUGGGUAUAAAAAUUAUUAGUCACUUAAGUUUGAUUCUAAGCAAGAGGAUCUAAAAUAAGGGGUAUGCCACAGCACAUUAUGCUAUAAAGAAGGAUUGACAAAGCAUUCAUUCCUGUGUACUGAAUUUCAAAAUGUUGUAAUUUUUAUGUAAUUUCAUUGCUACAUAAAUUAUCUUGAUGUUUACAAAACUCAGAUAUUAUGUUUGCACUAAGAAUUUGCUGGGACUGGCAAGUGAACAUAACAGCAUCAUUAGGAGCUAAUAAUUUUCAUGUAUAUAGAAAAUUGAUUGUAAUUGUCCUUAAAAAACAAAAACAGUGGGGUGUGAGUCCACUUUCCAAAAGGAUCCAUUUGACCCUUGCUGAUCCUGUUCAAUAUGUCUUGUUGAUGAAAGUAAAAUUUCUUAUCAGUUCUGUUUAGAACUAUAAAAGCAGUUGCAAUGUAUAACUAAGUCUAUUGUUUGAAGUCCUUGUAUUACCAGGGUCAAAUGCAAAAUACAUAACAAGCACUCCUUGAUAUGAUCAUGAAUUGUAAAAAAAAAAUUUUAAAGGACUUGUCAAUAGAAUAGUGAUCAUCUAGUCAAUAAACUCACUCCAGGCAUCCAAAGCGUUGGCAUUUUCCUGUAGACUUUGUACCAAGUUUUUGACUGUACAUCAAGAAUUCCAGAAGAAGCCUGCUAACACAGGGCUUUUACUCAUACUUCUUAACAGCAGAGUUAUAUAAUGUCUCAUUAUGAGCCUAUUUACCUUUAAAGUUGUCCCAGUAACUUAAAAUUUGGAAAUUAUAAAAGUAAACAACCUUACAUUUCCAGAACACUGAAGAUCUUCUGUUAACGGAACUAAUGACUGGAAUUUUCCUAUGUUUUUCCAUCAGUCUAUAUACUAAGGUUACAUAAACAAUUUUGAAGCUUUUGUGAAAUAGUCUUUAAUCUUUCAGCAAUAAUCUUGUGUCAUUUGUUUAAAAAUACUUUUUCCUGUACGUUUUUAAACUACACAGUUUUGAAGUCAUUGCAAAGUUUGACCAAUUAAAUAUACAAAAACCAUUUUUGUAGAGAUGUGUAAAUUUAAAAUCCAAUAAAUCUGUUGUGUACUGCGUUAAGGGGGGGGGGGUUAAAUUAAAACAACCACUUGUUAUCUGUAUCCCACUCACUCUCCAUUAACAAUAAUAGUCAGGAAAACGUUUGUUUACGGAUGCUGUUAAAGUUUCAGCUGAUAAAAGCUGAACUACACAGAGUGACAUGACUUUGGCCAUCAUGAUUUCUUCCUCAUUAUUUUCAAUGCUUGGAAAAAGAACUGCAAACAUAUAACUGUGGAAAAAUAGGAAAUGGUUAUGGAAAAAUUAAAUAGUUUAAGCUCUUAACACGAUUUUUUGCAUUCUUUCAGACUCUACACCUUUUGUGUUCUGUAAUGUUUGCAUUUACAAUGUUCUUUGUAUGGACUCAUACUCCUUAUUUAUUUUUGUUACAUUUAUUAUGUACGUUAUUGUUAUAUGCAUUUACAAUUCCAUUUUUAAAUAAAGUGUUUCUGGAACUUUGUAAAAUAAUCUGAUUCAUGUGUGCUUUAACUGUGCAAGCUAUUAAUUGUUCUUUCUGUCUGAAUCAUUCAGUAAUUAUAAAGGAAUAUGUUCUUAAAUAUACUGUACAAUUGUGUUCGAGAAUUUUUGCAAUUUUUUAACUCUAUGAAGAAUAAUAAACCACUUUAUAUGGAAAUUUGUGGGUAAAAAUAAGGGGUAAAUAUAGUAAUACAAGCUUGAAUUUUACUUUAUUUCUUUUAAAAUUAUGCUGUACAGUUGAAACAAAUAGAAAAAUAAAGCAGUAUGUUAUGUGAA
Messenger RNA from Sphaerodactylus townsendi, 7290 nucleotides. It is a transcript of the gene CEP170, whose product is annotated as centrosomal protein 170. Gene Ontology annotation, molecular function: protein binding. The transcript is spliced from 19 exons. Bases 174 to 5123 code for a protein of 1649 amino acids. NCBI's taxonomy places the organism in Eukaryota, Metazoa, Chordata, Lepidosauria, Squamata, Sphaerodactylidae. The record is from RefSeq and is a predicted model, not a curated record. Gene Ontology annotation, cellular component: centriole.